Chrysemys picta bellii (western painted turtle) is the source of this 490-nucleotide messenger RNA. NCBI's taxonomy places the organism in Eukaryota, Metazoa, Chordata, Testudines, Emydidae. The record is from RefSeq and is a predicted model, not a curated record.
UUGUGCCGCUGCAGUGACGGUGCCUAGGUGCGAGGGGAUCCCAGUCAUGUCUGGCCGCGGAAAGCAAGGGGGGAAAGUGCGGGCCAAGGCCAAGUCUCGCUCCUCUCGGGCUGGGCUGCAGUUCCCAGUCGGGCGUGUGCACCGCCUGCUGCGCAAGGGGAACUACGCGGAGCGAGUGGGAGCCGGCGCCCCGGUGUACCUGGCCGCGGUGAUGGAGUAUCUGACCGCUGAGAUCCUGGAGCUGGCUGGCAACGCCGCCCGGGACAACAAGAAAACCCGCAUCAUCCCCCGGCACUUGCAGCUGGCCGUGCGCAACGACGAGGAGCUGAACAAGCUGCUAGGGGGAGUCACCAUCGCGCAGGGGGGCGUCCUGCCCAACAUCCAGGCGGUGCUGCUGCCCAAGAAAACCGAGAGCCACAAAGCCAAGGGCAAGUGAGCGCCGCUGCCAACCCCCGAAACCAAAGGCUCUUUUAAGAGCCACCCACAAUUU